AAAGCAGACCCAACGAGAGACAGAGUUGCACCAACCACCACUCUUUCUCAACGAACGGCAUCAUAGCAGUUGUACAGGCAAAGCAACAGUCUCGUCUUCAGAUUAAAAUGAACCAUGACAUUGGACUCGUAAAAACUAAUUUCUUAACAAAGUUUUACUGCUUAACUCCCAACUAAACUUUCGAAUCUGUGCUGAAGGCCCUCGCUACGACUCGCUGUCUCUGAAUACUUAACGAGGAGGACUCUGACUGGCCGGCAACAAAUUUCAGUUUAAACAUUGGUGGGCUCCCUUACAUACCAAACCACUGUUGUUCUUCAAGUAAGGGGAGGCAUCGCGAAAGUCAGGAGAAGCCAGCCAGCAUGAAAGUAGAGUACGAUAUUCCCCGUUGCCCCAUGGACGUCUGAAUCUUGCAUAGAUACAGGUGGAUGAAUAUGUAACAAGGGAUUGCCAAGUAGGUUACCAGAACAAAGAAAAAUUGUACUUUUACAACUUGUGUUCCUUUAGCACACCUAAGGAAUGUCCCACAAACGAACCAUUCUUGUGUUUGCAACCCUCUAGGACUCUGAGUGACUUUGUGCAUAGGUUCGUUAUGAACCUCGUGAAUUUUCCUCAAGGACCAUGUCACUUAAUUGCAACGUCGUCUAACGACUCUUUUCAGGGAAAUACACGGUAGUGUUGUGUGACAUUUGAUAGUUGACUUGAAGGAUGCAUUAAGAUAAUAAGGGGACCUCCACCUGGUGGAACUUGACCCAUGUGCAGUGAACUUUCUAUAUAUACGGAGUCAAAUAACGAGUAAAGUGACUACCAAGAGACAUUGUCUUGUAACGACAGGACGACGACGAGGACGACGACGAGCAGGAGGCAAGUAAAGAGUAUUAAUCCGGGGUGGUUUGAGAGAGAAAAGGAUCACUGUCUUGAAAUCUGGAAUCAAUAUCUCCUUCUGCUACUCCCCCCGGUCUCUCUUCGUGAUAGUGCUAUUGUAACAGUCCGGACCAACCACAAAAAGAUUAAUGUAGCAAGCAAGUGGUUGUUGCACUCAGAACCGCACGAUUACGAUUACUACAUCCCACUCAUCUGAUCAAAUAAAUAAAUUGACUUUGCCCAGUGAUUCUAAAACUACAAGUGUAAUUCAAGAUUUAUACUUUCACUCUGGGGAUGCUCAUAUGCAGUACUUCUGCUCAGUAAAUAUACUCCACAAUACAAUCCACUCACAAACCAGACCUUUGUACAUACAUACCCACUGACCUACAUGCAAUAUGAUUGUUCCAGGAAAAUACUUGAGAUUUCUCUUGUUCAGUUGAAAGUCAAAACGUCAAGUUGUUUCUUAACCAUCUGACAGCGGGACUGACAGCAUUUCUUCACGCCGCUUUCAACAAAUAAAUAAUUUUACAAUAAGCGACGACCUUGCACUAAUACAUUCUUUCUGAAUCCAGCAAGUGAAAUUGUAAGAGACGGGAUUAUGCGUACAAAAAGAUGCUGAAAUUUCGGAAAAGGCAUCAACUCAAUUCGACCUACAGGCUACAUACACCAGCGAUCUGCAUGUACACUUUUGAAGGGUAGAGUUCUGUCGGAGGCAUCUUGAGUCAACGUCUGUUCACUUUUUCUCAAGUUGUCGAGUCCAGAUAGCGCAUAACGGAAUCGCCUAAUGACCACUUCACCACCAUUAUUGAGAGGAGGAAAUGAGAAAGCACUGCAAACGUCUUUUAAAAUAUCACAAACACUGCAAAGUUGAAAACUAAGUACUGGGGUACACUUACGUCUGCAUGUGUCGAGGAGUGAAGUUGUCUUUGUUCCUACACUAUUCAGAGAGGAAAAUUACGGAAAUAUGACUGCUACGUGACUACGUGAGAUAAAGAAUCUCUCAUCGUUGUUCUCAGUCUAUUACAAAAAAGCAAUAAAAACACGGUUUUUAUAAUAUUCUAACGAACUAUGUAUGUACGACUACUGAAUUUCCGUUAGAAGAAGAAGAAGUGACAUUUCCCAAACUCUGAAACUGAAACAAUUGCCGGUGGAGGAUGAAGAAGCUGGUGUAAAUGAGGGCAGAUAGGGAAACAACCAAGAGACCGUGAAAGGAAAUGGCCUCUCCAUUUAUGCAUACAACAUACAAAUAAAUUUCCGAAUACGGGUUUCCAAUCACCAACGAGUUCUUCCCACUGGUUUUGACCAUUUUGGAAUCUUGCGUGAUUGCUUAAACAUCCAGACAGCAAUCGAAUUUUGGAUUUCGUGUGUGGUUUAUAUAAAUAAGUUAACUCAUGCCUCCAAUUUGUGUGGGGUAGGAAACAGCAGAGUCUCAUUUACGUAAAGGAAUGGACAAAAACUAUGACGAGUAAAAUUUAAUUUAAAAUUGGACUACGCUCACCAAACUAAACUUUAUACAUAUGCAGCUGCGCAUGUAUACAUACAAACGUCUUGACCAAGUUCAUUGUAAAAUAUUUACUGCAUAUUUAUUGUCGUAUUAUAUUGUGAUUUAAAUUUUCAUCCUCUUCUCAAACCGAGUGGGGGAAAAGAGUUUGCAAUUUGGUGACAAUUUGAAAUAUUAAAUUGACUCAUUUCAGGUUCAUUCCCGUGGCUUUGUGGCCAAAGUUUAAAUGAGUUCUUGGCGUCGAACCCAAAUUCGCUCCAACGGCUGAGUACUUCAAGGCCUAUAGUCCAAAUAACGGGACGUAUCUCCGUGAAGCAUCUUAUCCUCUCCAACUGAAUACCACGUUAUCAUCUCCAAUCUUUGUAAUAAGCCUAAUUUUGCCUCACUACAUUAACAACCAUACAUAAUAUUAGCGCUUCAAUGCGGUAUGCAUACAUGCAUGACGAAAAAUAUUCUGACGAGGGGAGAGGUGUCUAAGAGAGGACGGGAAGAUCUAAAAAUCUAAAAUGGGUGAAAGCAUGAGAGGCGAUGUGAGCCAACAAUGCUGAUGCUGGAGUACGUAUUGGGUGUUACAGUGCUCGUGGUUGUGGUGGGGUUUGCACUAAACGCUAAUGCCGAUUUCGGACCUUCUCCGCUCCUUCUCCUACUUAACCCUCUAUGUUUUCACUAAUGGAAAGCCACUCAGUGACCAAGAAGAAGAAGAUGCUCCACUUCCGACGACCACUCUUCGCAUCUGACCGUAAUCGUGGGAAUUAUCAUCGUAUUAUUGAUCAUUCGAUUGUCCUCUGCUGCUGCUGCUUGGUCGAGCUAAUUCUCCUUGUUCCAUCCGAAUGCAUCCCCCAAAUUACAGGCCAAAUCAUUCUAAAGGCGAAUGUACUCUAUGUGACUCUAUUUCUGCUUGUUACACUAGUAAAGUAUUUGUGGAACAUAUAUGUCAAAAUCCCAACUCAACUUAACAAGUAUAGAAAAUAUGUGGCAAACAAGGGUGCAAAAUCUGCAGGAGCAGUCUUGUUUCAACGCCGAGGAAAGAAAGUGAUAUCCGUGGCCACGAUAUGUCAAUGUCUCGAGCCCACUCAUUUCACUAAUGGUUCAUUAUCAACGGCUGCAACAUUUUGUCAAAUAUUCACCCGACAGGGGCACAAACCGGGGCCUGAACAUAUAAUUCAGACCAAUGGGGAAAGUCGUCCCAACAUUUUAUCCAAUUCCCAAGAAAACAUCAACCACAAUAAGUGCUACUUAUCCUUAAAAUCAAGCAGAUCACUAUAAACAGUACAGUAUUUAGUAGUGCGGCCUGCGUGUGUAAGUCCCACAGAAACAAUUAGAAACUGCAAUUAAAAUCAUAAUUUGUUUCUAUAGCCGAAUCAAUUCAGAUUCAAAUAAGAAUAUUUAAAAAAAAAUCUCCACUAAAAAAAGUAAUUUUGUCAAUUUUUGUGAAGUUUUAGAUAUCGAAACACGUUUAAUUUUUUUGUUCGUGCUGUAAAACCAUCAAGAAAUCGGACAAGAAUCACAAUAACACCAACAUUGCAUUUCGUUCCUACAACAGAGAACGCUGCAAAGUGAUCCCACCCAACUUGUGUUUACACGUGGUUCGCUGUACAAACACAGAAAUUGGCUGAACAGAAGCGGAGGCCAAACUUUAGCUUGGUGCACGAUGGCAGGGGCGGCAGGAGCGCUCGUCGGUAUGUCCAAGUCGCGACAAUCAUUGGGUAUUAGACAUAGAACAUCUUCGGUGGAGGAACUCUCAGAGAGACGUUCCUCCAUAAGAAAGUCCCUCGAAAGUGGUUUGGGUUUGGAUGAGGAGGAAACUGUGGAAGGACCAGUUAAAGCCAAAUUUAUGCCAUUUUUUCGUAAAUUUUGGCCUCAUCUAGAACAACAAGAACAUGAAUCCGCCAAGAGGUACGCGGACGGGAGUGUGGGAGACGAAUUAGUUGUUGACGAGCCUACGGACUCCCUGAAAUCGAUCAAUCCUUCCUGGUACGGCAGCAUUCUGGAAGAGGUGGAUCCCUUCAUCCCUUCAGAUACAUUUUGCUUGAUAACCAAAAAGUACAAGAAAAACUACAUUUACCGGUUUUCUUGUUCCAAAUCACUCUUCCUAAUCGGCCCUCUAAACCCGUUGAGAAGACUGGCAAUCUGCAUUGUGACUCAUCAAUGGUUUGACAUUCUCAUAAUACUCACAAUUUUGGCCAACUGCGUCACCCUCGCCAUGGGACAAAACAAAUUUCAAAAGGAUGGAAAAACGUACGAGCCAGUCAAGAUGAAUUAUGAAGCAGAGUUAAAUUAUAUCGAGUAUGGUUUUCUGGGAGUCUAUACGCUGGAGAUGAUGCUUAAAAUUUUUGCCAAAGGAUUUGUAUUAAAUAAAUUUUCAUAUUUGCGGAACAAAUGGAACAUGUUAGACUUUGUAGUCUGGAUUUCGUGUGUCUCGUCCUAUCGGGGAUCGGCAAGUGCAUCGAGUACUGGAAAUGACCUGGAAGCACUUCGUACACUGCGAGUUCUCAGAGCAGUGAAAACCAUCUCAAUUUUACCCGGCCUACGAAUGAUGAUCAACGCCCUUCUUAGCUCUGUCGUUCAACUCUUAGAGGUCAUGGCCCUUACGCUCUUCUGCUUAAUGAUCUUUGCACUGUUUGCUCUAGAAGUUUACAUGGGAAAAUUACGUCACAAGUGUGUCAAAGAAAUUCCAGCUGCGGACAUUCCGUCGAAUGAGAUUGAACGCGAUUAUCACUGGAAGCAAUGGGUGGAUAAUCCUGAAAACUGGCUGACACGAGACUUUCCAAAGGAAAAUGAGUUUGUGAUGUGCUCUAAUGACAGUGGAACUCGGUGGUGUCCCACGGGAUUUGUCUGCCUGGGAAUGAGAGGAGAAAAUCCAGACGAUGGCUGGUCUAGCUUCGACAAUUUUUUUGCAUCCAUGUUAACUACGUUUCAACUCAUUACUCUUGAUUACUGGGAGCGAAUCUACGACUUGGUGCUGUCAACAUCGGGUCCAUGGAGUAUACUAUUCUUCACCAUGGUGGUAUUUCUUGGAUCAUACUACCUUCUAAAUUUGAUGCUUGCUGUCGUAACAAUGAGCUACGAGGCUGAGGCAAACGUUAAUGAUCAGGGUCAGCUCACAAAACACCAGAAACUUUCUCUGGUGCGUACCCAUUCCACGUUCAGCUUUGAAGAUUUAACCAAGCUCAACAUAAAGGAAAUGACUCACUACCGCAAACGGACGGCGUCGGAACGUGAAAUGAUAGCAAAGAAGCUGAGAAAUUCUUCUCUAGGUAAACGUAAGCCCCGUCGCGCAAUAAGGCGCAAACAACAAAAUGUCAACAAAGGGGCAGAGUUGACUGUGACCGAGGCAGGUGACACUGAGACGAUGGGCACUCCAAAUGUGAAAAGUGCAACUGGAAGUAUUUGUGGUGAUUCAGUGUGUGGGGCUGUGAGUGUGAUUGGUGGUGGGAGUGGAGGGGACGCUGAAAGUGGUGGUGCAGUGGCCCAUUUUGUUCGCGGAAGUGUCAGUUUUGACCACUCCAACAAACAACCAUCUCCAAUCCCCCGCCCCUCCUCCUCUGGGGACAAACGGCCAAACAAGCCAAAAGACUCGGCUGAGUGUAAAAGGGGUGAAGCGAGCAAGGGGGGGAAGAGAACUUCCUCUUCCUCCCUCAUGUGUAGAGUGAAAAAACAGUGCAUAAAAACCUCUGGUGGGGGUGCUAGUGUGAUAAGUGUGACUAAAUCGAUGGGUUCGAGUGGGACUAGUGGUGGUGGGAAGCGUGUGAGUGGACGUGUCAAAACUGUCAGUGACAAAGACCGAAAUCGUUUCAUUUUAGAGACUGACGAUGAGCCCACUCCUCAGGGACGAUUUGGUGACGCCAUUCUCAACUUGUUGGGAAAAAGGAAGACCAGUGAGGACGAACUGGGUAAGGAAACGCGGAUGUUGCAAAACCUGCAGAAUGAAAGCCCUCAGACGUAUGGUAUCUUGGGGAUGCCAUCACAUAACCUUCCUGCAGUUUCUACCACCACCACAUCCAAGGCCACACCUUCCAGCACAACUCGCAUGAUUGCUCCGGAUGCUUCCGUGGCUAUAAGCAUCGACGGAGGUCAGGGUGGCGCUGAGAGUGGCGGGGACCCUGACUUGGAAGGCGUACCGGAGGAUGGAGAAUGGGACACUUUUCAGGAAGUUGAGCCAGCUGAACCGAAACAUUUGUUUAUGAGACAUUGUCAACGAGUUGCAUUUUUUAUGAGGACGCGGCUUCAGCCGAUGGUCAAUCACUGCUUGUUCGAGGUAUUCGUUACCAGCUGUAUUAUCUUCAACACAGUACUCUUGGCGUUAGAGCGUCACGGACAAGAGGAAUCCGAAAGAUAUAUUAUGGAAACUGGGAAUAUGGUGUUCAUGAUUAUUUUUACGGUGGAAGCCUUCGUCAAGAUGCUUGCUCUCCAAGCUGAUUAUUUUAGAUCAGGAUGGAACAUAUUCGACCUAAUUAUUGUUACGAUAAGCUACGUCGAGAUUCUCUUGCAAACUAUAACCAUUAGCUUCAGUGUAAUUCGAGGGAUGAGACUGUUACGAGUGUUCAAGUUAGCUCAAAGCUGGAUAACCAUGAAAGUGCUGCUAAACAUAAUUUUCUCCACCUUUGGGGCUCUGGGAAAUCUAACGUUGGUGCUUCUCAUUGUCAUCUACAUUUUUUCUGUGAUGGGUAUGCAAGUCAUAGGAAACCGUUAUAGUCCAAUGGCAUUCGAUGCUGAUGAAGACCCUGCCAAUUUUCCAAGGUGGCAUUUUCAAAACUUUUGGUAUGCUUUCAUGAUGGUAUUUCGAGUUCUUUGUGGAGAAUGGAUCGAACCUUUGUGGGACUGCUUGCAAGCCCACAAAUUUAGGGCAAAGGACCAACAGUGGAAGUGUUUUGUAAUAUUUCUUCCCAUCCUAAUUGUGGGCAACUUUAUUGUCCUCAAUCUCUUCUUGGCUUUGCUUCUCAAUAGCUUCAAUACGGAAGAGCUCAAGGCGCAAAGGGAUAAAGAAAUUGAAGCGACGGGAAGGUCGGACAAUUUAAAAACAAUUGUCGGAAUGUUAUUAAAAAAAGACCAGAAAAAUAAGCAAUCCCGUGUCCCAACCGAUUCUGGUGAUGCAAGAAAAACGAUUCCAAAGGUUUCUGUUAUCUCAGCCCCAAAUAGUCCGACAGCAUCUUCGCCCUCAGACUCAAAACCGCCAGACCAAUCCAUUAUUGUAAACCAGGACGCUGGUGAUUCUCGUCAAACUUCCACGGAAUCAGAGCUUACACCAAUUCCUCCUGCGAGAGCUCGCUUUAGACAUUGCGCGAGAAAAGUCAUUCUCCACAAUCGGAAGCAAAUUGCACUUCGAGCUAUAGAUAAUGCCAAGGACUAUUUAGAAGAACGACAUGCCCGUGCUGGAUUUCUUUUAAAACCCACGGAAAACAGACGUGGGAGCAUGUAUGGUCUAAACUCUGAGAAUACUCCAACCUUAACGGACAGCAAUAGAAUGGUGGCUCCUGGCGACUGUAUCCCCAAAAAAUGUUGGAAUGCCAGUUGCAGCUGCUGUGAAGCGAUACGGGGAUGGGAUUGGACAACAUGGGAUAAAAUACGACAGUUUUCUGUGACAAUUGUUGGCAACCCCACGUUCGAGUGGAUGAUUCUCACCUUGAUCUUUGCAUCCAGCAUUACUCUGGCCUUCGAGGAUAAGCAUUUGGAUAGCAAGCCGGAUUUAAAAGCUGCCCUAUUUUGGCUCAACCUAAUUUUCACAAUUAUAUUUGUCAUUGAAAUGCUGCUGAAAUGGUUGGCGAUGGGAUUGUGGGGAUAUUUUACAAACAUUUGGACAAUUUUAGAUGCCUUCAUUGUUGUUAUAAGCCUAAUUUCCAUCUACUAUGAAAUUGAAGCCCUUCAACAGGCGGCCACAAACGGUGCACAAGCCGGAAAGUCAAAUAGCAUUGGGGCAUUUAAAGCUUUACGAACGUUACGUGCAAUGCGUCCACUUCGAGCCAUAUCGAGAUGGCAGGGAAUGAAGAUUGUGGUGAAUGCACUCAUGUACGCGAUCCCCUCUAUUUUCAACGUCUUGCUUGUCUGCUUGCUGUUCUGGUUGGUGUUUUCAAUCAUGGGUGUACAAUUCUUCAAGGGAAAAUUUUACAAAUGUGUUGACACAUUUGGUAAAGUGCUUGAUGCUGAGCUUGUUCCGACUCGAGAGGUUUGCUGUGAAAAAAGCUCCAUUGCGAAUUAUUCUUGGAUAAAUACUACCCCAAAUUUUGACAACGUCCUUGAGGGAUAUCUCGCAUUAUUUCAAAUUGCCACGUUUGAGGGAUGGAUGGAGCUGAUGAGAUCUGCAGUGGACUCCACGGAAGUAGGUCGGCAACCCAUGCGGGACAAUGGGCUGGUGUACUAUAUAUUUUUUGUAAUAUUCAUCGUAUUUGGGUCUUUCUUCACCCUCAACCUCUUCAUUGGUGUUAUCAUUGAUAAUUUCAACAUGCUAAAAAAGAAGUAUGAAGGCAAUCUUCUCGAAGUAUUAUUAACACCGAGUCAGCGUCAUUAUUACACAGCAAUGAAAAAAUUGGGAAGAAAAAAGCCUCGCAAAGUUAUAAAACGGCCAAGCAAUAAUUUUAUUUCGCCAUUCUAUGACCUCUCUAUGUCACGCCGGUUUGAAAUAGCAAUAUUCAUCAUGAUCUUCAUUAAUAUGGUAGUAAUGGCAUUCGAGCAUUACGGUCAGCGGCAAAUAUUUGUGCAUCUUCUUGCCGGCUUCAAUUCAUUCUUUACCACAAUAUACGCAUUGGAAGCCAUAGUCAAAAUCAUAGGACUGAGACACUACUAUUUUACCGUGCCAUGGAAUGUGUUCGACUUCGUUCUCGUUCUUGCGUCCAUUGUGGAUUUGAUGGUUGGAGACCUGACCGUUGAAUUUCCAAUCCCACCAACAAUGCUUAGGAUUGUUCGCGUCUUCCGUAUUGGUCGAGUACUUCGACUCGUUAAAGCUGCCAAAGGUAUUCGGAAACUGCUAUUUGCUCUAGUGGUAUCACUACCGGCUCUCUUUAAUAUUGGGGCACUUUUGGGAUUGAUUACAUUUAUUUAUGCAAUAUUGGGAAUGGCUUUGUUCAAAGAUGCUCCAAAGUACAAUUCAAUUGAUGACGUAUUUAACUUUGAAACCUUUGUAAAUAGUGGUUUAAUGCUGUUCAGACUCAUGACUGCGGCUGGUUGGAAUGAUGUACUGGACGCCUUGACCAAUGAAGAACCAACAUGCGGAAGUUAUAGAAAAAUUAUUUGCGGACGAGAUGACGAGCCAGAGUGCCCAAAUCGUGGAUACGCCGUUGCCUACAUUGUCACUUACAUCAUCAUCAGCUUCCUUAUUGUGAUUAACAUGUACAUUGCAAUAAUUUUGGAAAAUUUUGUGGAGGCCAAUCGAGAGGAAGAAGUUGGAAUUGUGGAGGACGAUCUGGAAAUGUUCUACGUUCGUUGGUCACGUUAUGAUCCGCAAGCCACUCAGUUUAUUAACUUUGAUCAAGUAUCAGAUUUUUUGUCCAGCCUGGAUCCACCUUUAACUUUGCCAAAGCCUAAUCUUGUGGCCAUUGUUGCAUUUAAUCUUCCCAUCGCUCGAGGAAACAAGAUUCAUUGCUUGGAUAUACUCCACUCAUUAGUAAAACACGUUUUGGGUCAAAUUGAUGAUUCCGAGGAAUUUAGAAAGCUUCAAGAUCAAAUGGAACGAAAGUUUCAAAAACAGUUCCCCACACGCAAACUUUUGGACGUUGUUUCGUCCACGAGGACUUGGAAGAUUCAGCACAACUCGGCCAUAAUAAUUCAGCGAACAUGGCGCAAGUACAUACUUCGCAAACACCCUCCUCCUGAGAAGCAAAAGUCUACUCAAACAGUCAAAGUCGGAAUUACUUCGAGUCAUCAAGGUGGAGUUGAUAAACUGUGGAGGAAAAUAAUCGGGGGUAGUCAUGAUCAAAAAGAGAGAAAAGGUCGUCGUGAGUCCAUCGCCUUGCGAGACCAGCCAAAUAGGGGCUCCAUUCGUAGCAAGAGGAGUCAACACAAAGAACAGCAACGCAACAGUGAAAGUAGUAUAUCAUCAUCAAGUCCGUUAACACGUGUAGAUACAAGUAGUGGUUUAAUUUUUGGGAGGGGUAGUUCGGGGGAUGGAGCGACUUCGGGGGGGAAUGGCAACAGAGGAAGACGACUGUCCCCAUCCCGUUUGAGUGGGGGGAGUUUUGAUGUUGCCGUUAAUUUUGGUAAUCAGUUGUCAGUGAUACGAAAUGCAAAUACAGCCAACAAUUGUCCGUCUCCUUUACCCUCGUGUCCUACCACACCGUCCUCUUUAGCAGAAGCGGAUGAGUCCGCGAGCAAUGUCACAGUUCAAGUGCAUCAUUUCCAAUGAUUAUUUUCGGCAAUCAUCUUGCGUGCGCAUAUGUUAAUGACAAAAUCAUACUAUAGCCAUUUGUUUAAAUCGUUUAUGCAUUAGGAUAUGUGUACAUAGGUCGUUUACGUAAUAACCGUCAUUCGAAAAUCUCUUAACUAAAUGUAUAAUCUGCGACUUAAAAGACAAAGAAUAAGCAAAUGUUUCCCAUGUAGAAGUGGUUGAUCAUUCCCCUGUGAAGUUAAUAGUUAGCUUUAAAAAGUCACUAUUCAAUUAUGAAUUACUUACUAGAAAAAUUAUGUAGCCAGAGGUUUAAUAAUAUCCAUGUGGAGCAGACAUGUUGAUUACAUACAUAAUUGUUGAGUACAGCUCAUCGUCAAUUACAGGUGAUAAAAAGUACAUUGAUUGUAUGACAUUUCAAGAAAACAAAACUUUGAGUAGGGAAUCACUCUACGCUUUGAAAUGGAUCUCGCGAUCGUAUUUACGUAUGUAAUGAGUUUCCCCUUAUUAAUUAUCUGAACGAUGGAAAAGAAUGUUCACUAUUAAAUAUUUACUUAAAUACCGCGAAGGAAAUGAACGGUCCCCUUGAAUAUCAUUAUCAUAUUCCCUGAGAAGGUUUAAAGCAGGCUACGACAUAUAUUUACUCAGGUCUGGAUACAAUACAAUACAAUUAUAGUUCUUAUGAAAUCUUUACCAUUCCUAAUAUUCAUAUAAGUACAUCUUCAGCGACAUUUAUAUAACAUUAUUACAACUCGAUAUUAUCCGUAACUUUGAUAAGUACCUUUAAAUCACUCUAACCUUAGCUAUACUGAUAAACAAUAACAAUUAAUAAAAAUACUACUAAAUAUGUAGACUACAAAGUCAAAUAAUUCCUCAUGUGGCUAACCUAUCCAUGCCUUGACCUUAGGCCUAACGACUUGAAGGUAAAAUUGUGACUCGUGCUCACAGUCUUAUAUACAAUCAUCUCCUUCCUCAUCCUCUACACUUUAUUGAAAAAUUACUAAAACUCUAGGAGUUUUGUUAGUUGUAGGUUUCUGAAUCUAUGUAAUUACUAGAAUUUAAUAUGUGUAGAACCCUUUUAUACAGUUUGUACUCGUAUUUAGAUCAUUCAAUCGUAUUGCCCGUUAGUGGAUGAAGCCAAAAGUAUACUUUUUCUAUAUCAAUAUACUUACUUAUUACCCAACAAACCAUAAUACGCACUCGUUAUCGUCAUUGCUUUUAUGGGUAAAUUAUUGUGAUACCUAACAUUGAAAUUUCAGCACCAUUACUUAAUGGUCACAAUCAUUUCGGUUCGUUUUUAAAAGUCACAGGAAUCAAACGAAAUUAUCCUUGAACUUGUAAGAGACACUCUAAUUACGCUUUUAAACACAUUGUACCUACGUCUACCUUGUAUCAAAUCUGUAUAAACACCUUUCACAUUCAUUGCUACAUUAAAUUACUACACAUUAGCUCACCACCUUACACACAUACAAAUUUUACUUCCCAAUGUGGGCGAACCCCUUUUAACAAUGUCACAACUUAACAAAUUUAGUCCUUAGUUGGGUAGUUAGUAAAAUGUAUUGUCGAUGGUAUGCAACAACCAUGCAACAGCACAAUACAGUUUCGGUUUUAAGAUAAAUAAAAAAUGUAAGUAGAACUUAUCAUUGCGAAGCUGCUGAGGAUGCAUUGUUGUGCAUUGAUUAUAUACGUAACCUUGUAAAAUAAAUAAUGUAAAAUUUGAUUGAACUGUCUGAAUUCAAUCCUAAAACUAAUCGAAUAUCAACGUUAUUACAGUUACUCAUUGUCAGAUUAAUAAAAAUAAAAAUUAAGAAAAGAAUAAUAAAGAGUCUUCCUUCCACGUUAAGUCAA
Messenger RNA from Folsomia candida, 12524 nucleotides. RefSeq names its product sodium channel protein 60E. Gene Ontology annotation, molecular function: voltage-gated sodium channel activity; protein binding. Gene Ontology annotation, biological process: sodium ion transmembrane transport; neuronal action potential; membrane depolarization during action potential. The transcript has 42 exons. Bases 4014 to 10697 code for a protein of 2227 amino acids. The record is from RefSeq and is a predicted model, not a curated record. NCBI's taxonomy places the organism in Eukaryota, Metazoa, Arthropoda, Collembola, Entomobryomorpha, Isotomidae. Gene Ontology annotation, cellular component: voltage-gated sodium channel complex; plasma membrane.